UAAUAAUAGACGCUUCAUAUAACAAGGAAAAGUCUUGCUUUUUUCGCCUCACUAAACAAACUGGCCAUCAGCUUGUCCUCAGGAGUUUGAUGUGAGCUCGGGACAAAGGUAAACGUACGCACGUUCAGUCCCUCUGUUUCAUAGAUCUCUCCUGCCAUUGGGCCUUUGCCAGCAGCCUCAAAUGCAAGCACAUCCACAUUGCGGACUUGCGUUGCAGCUCGUCGACAAACGGAUGUUCGACACAUCUCAGUGACCGGGCCCAGAACAGGAAAGGCUAGGCUUGCAGGGCUACCUUGCGUUCUGUCCGCCGUUAUAUCUCUUUUGAUUUGCUCAAGCUUGCACAGCACAUUGGUGUGAAUUUUCCAUGGCCCAAUCCUAGGACUAUCGCUUCUCACACAUCAUUGUUUCUUUCACGGUCCGGAUAUACAAGAAGCUUCGUCGACCUCGUUGCUCCCGUAUCACGUCUUCCCUCCUCUCCUCUCUAGCAACCAUCUCGCCUUUCCCAGCACUCCACGACUGAUAGGGUCAGUUAUCCCUCUAGCAUGCUGUGUUGUUCAACCUGCCUUCGUGAUUUCUCAGCUUUCCCAUGAACGGCUGGAGCUGACGUUCCCUCAGAAUUCCGUCACGCGAAUUCCAUUUCGAGUCAAGAGCAUCCUCAAUUCGUCUUUUGUGUUUUGAAAAUGAUAUUGCUCAGUCACUCAAAAUCUGACGUCUCACUACUCGCCUGCUUGUUGGUUUCGUUGGUGCCUUGAUCCGAUUGACAAUUUUGUCCGCCGUUAGUCAAGAUCACUGAGUCACAGCUUCACACUAUCUAAGCCUCACGGCCUUCAACUGUCACAGCACUUCAAGAAAUAAUGGAGUUGCGAAAUCCCCCCACACAAUUUUCCUUUCCUAACCUACAACCAAAUUCACCGCCGGCAACGCCGAAUUCUACUCAACCGAGAAAUACGUUCGGUGCGAGCUAUUACUCGUCAGCAUAUCGUAGACGUCACGGUAUAGCUAAAUUCGGUCUAUCUCCGCCUGAUUACAUUGCUCCGAAAGGCGAAGGACAUCAAUUCUCAUACACGCCACCCGACAGAGACGGCCCGUCGGAUUCAGAAUCAGAUCCAGUUGAUGAAGAGAGUGAUACGUCUUCUCAGAUUGAACAUGAAGUCCUAGCUGUAAGCUCGGAGCAGGACAGCGAUGUACUUGAGCGUCGAACUUCUACGAUACGAUCAAUCAACGAGGAUACCGACUUCACACUGGAAGAACUCUCCGAUGACGACAUCGGUCACGAUGAUCUGGAAGUCAUCUACCCUGAUCAGACAGAGGAUGCUAAAAGUGAGAAUGGCUCCAAAGCAAGCGAGUGUGACAUCAUUGAUGCGCUCAAGAACCUAAAAUGCAAAGACAAAGAAGAGCUAGCGAGAGCCUUGCAAUUCGACGCUGCUCAACGUGAAGCAUACCAAAAACGGAAAAAACGGUGGAGCGUAGGCGGUUACAAAAAACGCAGCCACGCACAAAGCGUCGGAAGCCAGUCGUCCGGCCACGAAGAUAUUGAGCCCUUGGAUGACAUACACUUACCAGGUGCAUCCGCUCGUCGACUGCGACGACGAACGCAGGGACCAGAAGACAGCGAGCCACCAAAUCGCACUUCACUCAUAUUCGACGACCCACCAAAAGAGCUUGAAGAACUUGCAGUAGAAGACCCACCGCCACUUUUGGAUUCCGAUGGAGAAUUAUGGUCUGACGAUGAUGGCGUGGAGGAGAUCGAGCUGCUGCUCCCCGCGUGGCUCAUGGACCUCGAGUCCAAUCCACCAAGUAGGCCCUCCACGGCAGUGUCCGUCGAAUCUGCAAGUAUCAGCACGCCAGCGAUAUGACCGCAGGUGGAAGUCCCGAUGCUCUCAUGUUUCAAUACGCACAUAUCCUCAACAAUCGCUCUGAUUCACCUCUUUGCAUCCAACCGGUCAAAAUUCGAUUGACCGGUCAAUGACGACUUACGAUCAGCAUAUAGACUUAGCGAAUCAUUGAUAAAUAUGCAUGCUUACACAUCCUCUCA
Verruconis gallopava is the source of this 2035-nucleotide messenger RNA. RefSeq lists its product as uncharacterized. The record is from RefSeq and is a predicted model, not a curated record. Bases 855 to 1856 code for a protein of 333 amino acids. NCBI's taxonomy places the organism in Eukaryota, Fungi, Ascomycota, Dothideomycetes, Venturiales, Sympoventuriaceae. The transcript has 3 exons.